This is a messenger RNA of Seminavis robusta, 1353 nucleotides long. Lineage: Eukaryota; Bacillariophyta; Bacillariophyceae; Naviculales; Naviculaceae. The record is from the annotation of a GenBank genome assembly.
AUGAGGCCGUCUACUACUACCGGUAGUCACAAGCUGCUCUUCUGGGCCAUUGUUCUUGCCAUCCACCGUGUCGCUGCUACUCGCACCCCAGCUCCCACGCCACCUCCUUCCCCCACACCACCUCCUUCCCCCACACCGGCUCCUACGGCACCAGCCGAUUAUGAUCCGGGCAAUUUACAAGUCUACGAAGAAGAUAUCGAUAUUUAUCUUUCCAAAGGCUUGACGGCACGGGUGAUUGCAAGGAGUGGAGAACCCGUGCCGUACAGCAAUGGUAGUCAAUCCACGGAAUCGUUUCACUUGAAUCCCGAUGGUGCCGCCGUCUUUGAAAAUGAGAGCACCGGUGGUUGGGUGUAUGUGAGCAAUUCGGAAACAGACGAACACAAUGGCGGAGUUGGAGGUCUUUAUUUUGACAAGGACGGCAAUCUCAUUGAGUACAAAAUGUUGUUGACUGGUACCAAUCGCAACUGCAACGGCGGAAAAACAUUUUGGGGCGCGUGGAUUUCUUGCGAAGAAGACUAUGAUUCCGUUGGCCAAGCUUGGCAGGUCGAUCCCUUUGGCAUUCGAGAACCCGUGGCAAUCACUCACGGCAGCACGGGUGGUGCCUGGGAAUCCUUUGCACUGGAUGCGAGAGAUUCCACCAAAUACUAUGCCUUUCUCACGGAAGAUAUCGAGCGAGGUGCUGUGCAACGAAUGACACUGGAAAAACCCGACACUUCCAAUCCUUGGGAAAUUCUGUUGCAAAAUGGAACUGUGGAUUAUUUGUUGCUGGAACCGAAUUGUGAUAACAAUGGUGGAACGUUCCAAUGGAUUACAGACGAGGAAACUGCACGACAAAAUGCCGCAGACGUCUAUCCCACAUGCGAAGGCAUGGAGAUGGAUGGGAACAUUCUGCGAGUGAUAUCCAAAGCGCGUUAUGGUUUCUUCCAUUUGAAUUUGGAUGCCGGUACAUAUGUAUUUGAGAGUACGCAAUUUGCCGGUCAACCCGACCAAAGCACGACGGUGUAUCAAGAGGAUGGGAGCAAACUAAUCUACUUUUCGGAAGAAGCCGACCCAAUUCGUGGCUGUUUCGGUGCACAGGUGGGCAUUCACACUCGCAAUGAAGCCGGGGAAUACACCAAUAUACUCUUUGGAGAGGAGAGAUCACCGGAAACAACUGGGAUUGCCUUUAGUCCAGAUGGCAUGUACAUGUACUUUGCGUAUCAACAAGACGGUUUGGUGAUGGAAGUCUCUCGCACCGACGGCCUUUCCCUAUUUGGACGAACGGCAUCUCCUGCCGAUCCAUGUACCGCCGAACGUGUUCAAAAUGCCCUGAGCUCUGCUUGGCAGAGUUUUCGUGGCUGGAUGCUUCCGUAG